UAGGCUCGCGUCUUCACAAAGGUAAGAGACAGUGUUGGGGAAGGAACGUGCUUACGCGCACAUAGUUUAUGAGUUCGAUCGUAGUAUCCGGUUUCAGUGAGUGUUGUGUGAGUUGGCGAAGCAGUAAAAAAAAGAGGUUAAAGUGAGAGGAAGAAGAGUCAGAAACUGACGGGCGCUGCUUGGGCGGAUGAUUAUCAGUUUUUACAACAACGAAUACAUUCAACACAACGUUUACACAAGGUUGACCUCACGGGUUGGUUGACUUCGUGAGCGAUAAAAAAGUCGAAAGUACGAUAAACGAGCCAUGACGAAUUCGGUACCAAAAUUGAACAACAAAGUUGAGCGGCAUGGAUCGCCGAACAUCGGCCUUGAGCGGCAUCAUCACCGUUCCAGUGCAAUCAAAUCAUCAUCUACGUACUUCCACAAUGGUGGAAGGUCUCAUGGCAGAAACUCGACUGGUAGAUUGAGCUGCAGCCCACAUUUUUCGUCUAAGGGUUCAAGAAAUUCGCCGUCGCGGUACGAGUAUAGUCCGCGUGGCAGUCCAACAAAUAGCUUCUACGCGGGUGCAAAGUUCUCUGAACCGCCGUCUCCUGCGAGCCUUCCCAAACCGCCCAGCCAUUGGACUACGAGACUGAUGAGCAGUUGUCAGCAAUCUGACAGGAGUUGCGAUAUUUCAAAUCAUCUUAAGAUAAUACUAAACGUCCAAGCCUGAUACCUAGAGACCAAUGGACCGCUAAGAACGGUUACCAGCUUCUAAGAAAAGCGAAAGAGACACAGGUACGAUAUUAUCGUCUCACCUCUUGGAUUAAGGAUGUAUUUUUUUUCUCUUGUAUGUGAUGUGAAGCUGCUCGUUUAACAAACAGACAGACAAAUGAACAAAAGAACAAAAGUGUUUACAUGAGAAGAACUGCGCGAUAAUACAAUCUAUAAGAAAAGACGAUAAGAGUAAUACGCGAAUAGGUAAACAGAAGGCACCAGCGCCUUUCAGUUUCUCAUGGUACAGAUACGCUGAGUGUGAACACCAUGAUUUGUUCUCUAAGCUAUUAUACAAAACAUUAAGCGUGAAAAGACGCAGGUGCGUCUGCCCCGCAAAACCGUGAUUCAAGUAUAUGAUAUAACUUCUAACAAUUCUAUUAUGCGCCGUCUAUGAAGAUAUAAGAUGUAUGUAUUUUAGAUUAUUAUUAUAUACGAUUAACUUGCAGAGACGCAUACACAUACACAUCUACUACACAACACUCUGUUGUAUUAUUUGUUUGACGAAAUGGUACGAAGACAUAGGCAAAGCUGCAUUAGCUACUUUUAGAGACGAUAACUUUUCCUUUUUUUUCUUUUUUUUUUCCAUCUUAAGAUCAAAAUUGCUAUAAUUCAGCACCAUAAAUCAUGACAGUGUCUUUUAUUCUUUUCUGUUUUGUCCAUAAUUCUUUCCAAAAUAAUUACUAAAAUCUAUACACGUUUUGCUAACAGGAUAUGUAUGUUGAUUACUAUUUUUCAUCAUUGAGAAAUACUUUACAGUGUAUAAGGGGUAAACUUUAAGCGCGUUGCAUAUAUUCAUCUGCUGCUCUUUAGCAUAAACCAAGAUAUUGAUUCAGUAUGUCUAUAAUUGGUAAUUGAUUAAUAUUUCUUCCCCAAUCUCUGUUAAGAUUAUCAUAUUCUUCUUAGAAUUUAUAAUUUAAACGAGUCUUAAAAGGCAUAAUCAAAUUAUCCUUACAAGAUCUUAUAUGAGAAAAUUUUUGGUUUCUGUUUAUCUUCCUCUUUUUAUCGAAGGUAUUCUUAUUCAUUUCACAGCUUUGCAACACUUUUGCAAAGCGAUAUAUGUAUAAGAUACAAAUGACGAAUUUCCAGUGUGUAUACAAAUGGAUUAAUUUUUUGAAAUUCGUACAAUUUAUUGAAUGAAUGUGAUCUAUUUGAGUGGAUGUUGAUGAACAUGAUUUGGUAUGAAUGUUGAUGAAUGAUUCUUUGUGUUUCUUCUCUAAAACUCGUGAUUAAGUAACAGUUGCGCUUAAAUUAACAAAGUUUUAUUAGAUACUUCUGCCAAUGAAAAAUGUGGGAUUCAUUUUUAUAUUGUUUAAAUGGUGUGAUUAAGGAAAAUCUUGUUUGUCACAAAAUUUUCAGUACAGAA
Messenger RNA from Megachile rotundata (alfalfa leafcutting bee), 2119 nucleotides. RefSeq lists its product as uncharacterized. Lineage: Eukaryota; Metazoa; Arthropoda; Insecta; Hymenoptera; Megachilidae. The record is from RefSeq and is a predicted model, not a curated record.